UUAGUUGUUUACUUUUUUUUACGAUGCUCGAUCUGGCGAAAUAAUUUAUAAUAAUAAUUUAGUCGUGAAAAAAAAUAAUUGAAUUUAUUUAAACAAAAUUGCCGAGUAGUUUUUGUUGAAUCGUUAAUUCAAAAUGUGGUUCACCGGAAACAGAAGUAAAAGUGUUAAAAAAAAUGAAACUUUAAGAAACUCCGUUUUUGAGCUGCGCUCGCGAAUGGCGCGAAUGAUUUCCAUCGUUGAAAUUACAUCGCCGGAUUAUAAUCCGAUGGCAGGUCAGGAUCCAAAGUGGCAGAAAGAUGCCGCGGAUCAAAAUUUUGAUUACAUGUUCAAAUUGCUAAUUAUUGGUAAUUCUUCAGUGGGAAAAACGUCAUUUUUAUUCAGAUACGCUGAUGAUUCUUUUACGUCUGCGUUCGUCUCGACUGUCGGAAUUGACUUUAAAGUCAAAACUGUGUUCAGACAUGACAAAAGGGUCAAGUUACAAAUCUGGGACACUGCUGGACAGGAGAGAUAUAGAACCAUUACGACGGCCUAUUACAGAGGAGCGAUGGGAUUUAUUCUCAUGUACGACAUAACUAACGAAGAGUCAUUUAAUUCAGUGCAAGACUGGAUCACGCAGAUUAAAACUUACUCGUGGGAUAAUGCUCAGGUUAUUUUAGUCGGUAAUAAGUGUGACAUGGAGGAUGAAAGGGUGGUCAGUUUCGAGAGAGGUAAGCAGUUGGCUGAACAAUUGGGGGUACAGUUUUUCGAAACUUCCGCAAAAGAAAAUAUUAAUGUUAAGGCGGUGUUUGAACAACUGGUAGACAUAAUAUGCGACAAAAUGAGCGAGUCUCUCGACAAUGAUCCAGCAUUGAUGGCAGGCGGUGGCGGACAAGCGAAAGGACAGAAAUUAACUGAUCAACCGGCAAAUCCUUCGAAUCCCAACUGCAACUGCUAAAGACCUAACUAAAAUAAAUAUUAAAAUUCUAUAUAAAUAUAUAUAUAAAAAAAAUAAUAAUAAUAAACCGAUAAAAUAAAUGCAGAAUAAAUAAAAUAAUAAAAAAAAUAAUUUAAAUUUGAAUAUGAAGAUCACGGCGGUUGUGUUUAAAAUGUUAGUUAGACUUUAUUUUAUUUGUUCAAGCCGUAAAUUAUUUAAUCACUGGUUGUUUGGCACUCGUAAUGUGGUGACUCGUUAUUUAGUUAGAGAAUUUAUGAGAUGAUUAAUUCAAAUUACCUGAGACAUUUUAAAUCCGCACUGAGUUUAUCCUUCAAUGCGAUUCCGCGGCUAACGUUCACUUACCUUGUUACUAUUUAUUACUAAUUAUUAUUAUAAUUAUUAUAUUAAAAUAGUCGUGUACCAUCACGAAGACUCCCAACGCCCAGAUUAUUGAUUAUAUUUUCAGAGUAGAAUAUUCUUCUCGCCUUAUUUUUUUUUCUUUUUUUUAUAAGUUACCUAUUUAGUUUGUCAAUAUCACGGCGUGAUAUAUUACAAGCACAAGGCAAUACGUGCGUCUGUAUAAUUUAUUUUACGCCCGUGCUCGCUCGAUCAUUUUUUAUCAUAAAAAUAACAAUUGCGCUGGUACAAGUAUUUUAUUUAUUAACAAACAUCAACUGGACAUUUUCACUGUUUACUUUAGAUUAACAAAAAAAUAUUUUUUCUCUGUUGAUCUGUCAUUUUAUUAUCAAAAAAAAAAAAAAAAAAAAAAUGUCAAUUAAAUAUUAAGCAGAAAUGAAAAUUUUUUUUACUUGGACCGAUGUAAAGUUAUUUGUACCAGGCACCUUGCCCGCUGUAUAUAUUUAUUAUUAUUAUAGUUAAUAUUUUAUUAAUUUAAUUAAUUAAUUAGUUUAAAUUAUUAUUAUUAUUAUUAUUAUUAUUAUUAUUAUUAUUGAACUCUAUAAACGAAUCGUAUUGUACUCGUUAAUAAAUUACUGGGACCUAUUCUAGAAGUAGAAUAGGAAAACACAAAAAUUAUAAGAGUAAGGAAAACAAAAACUAGCCUGCGUCACUGAAAUUAAAUAAACUAUUUAUUUAAUAAAAAAUGAAAAUUACUAUAAAAAAUAAAAUAAAAAAGAAAUGUUUAAAUAUAAAGAUAUACUAUAUGUGUAUGUGAAAAAAAUGUAGCGCAAUAUAUCGAAAUAAUUGAUAUGACUAUGCGGAAAAUAUUAAAAAAAAAAAAAAAACUCUCUUAGUACUUUAUAGUAUAUAUUUUUCAGCCUUUUUUAUUUUAGUUCAGUGGCGUAUUCAACGUCGUCAUUACAGAAAUUGCAUACUCUGCGUUUAUGAGCUGUAUACGUCAAAGAUACUUUUCACCAAAAAAAAAAAAAAAAAAAAAAAAAAAAAACUAGAUAAAGUGAACACGAAUAGCCGAGAGAAGAGAAGUGUAGACAAGAGGAGAGAAGAGAAGUGAAUAUUAUUAAUUGAGUGCUAUGUUUAAAGAAUGCAUUAUUAUUAUUAUUAUUAUUACUAUUAUUAUUAAUAAUGAUGAUAAUAAAAAAAAUGAAUAUUAAUUUUUUGGUGGCGGACAAUUGUAUGUAUGUAUUGUAUCGUAUGUAAUAAUGCCUAAUGUUAAUUAUGGUAAAAUAGGUACAUGCAUAAAUAUGUUAAGAGCGAUUUCGGUAGCUGGGGGGUGAAAAAUAAGAUUUAUGAAAAGAUAUCAAUUUUAAAAUAAUGAGAACCAUGGAAAUCAACUAACGUAUAAAUAAAAUAAAUGAAAAAAAAAAAAGAAAAUGAUUAUUUUAAAUGUAGAUGAUGUCAGUUGUGCGACUGUAUUAUUUUUCUGAUGCGUGCGUGCAUGCACAGACUGAAAAAAAAAAUUAUGAAGUUGAUUGACAAAAAUGAAUAAAUAAAUUAAUAAUAAAUAACAAUAAUUAAAAAAAGAUUAUUGGCGGUCUGUUGUUACUAUAAACGUAGACAUGUGUAAAAAUGUAGCAGAUGCAUAUAUAUAUACGUAUAUAUGUGGCUCGAUUUGAAAUGGAGUAAAGUUAUA
This is a messenger RNA of Microplitis demolitor, 2963 nucleotides long. RefSeq names its product ras-related protein Rab-3 (gene Rab3). Gene Ontology annotation, cellular component: synaptic vesicle; plasma membrane; endosome. The record is from RefSeq and is a predicted model, not a curated record. Lineage: Eukaryota; Metazoa; Arthropoda; Insecta; Hymenoptera; Braconidae. The coding region runs from base 134 to 934 and encodes 266 amino acids. The transcript has 4 exons. Gene Ontology annotation, biological process: regulation of exocytosis; protein secretion; protein localization to plasma membrane. Gene Ontology annotation, molecular function: GTP binding; GTPase activity.